Messenger RNA from Paramecium pentaurelia, 676 nucleotides. NCBI's taxonomy places the organism in Eukaryota, Ciliophora, Oligohymenophorea, Peniculida, Parameciidae. The record is from the annotation of a GenBank genome assembly.
AUGUAAAGGAAAAACAUUUCUGAUUUAUCUGCUCUCGUUAAAGAAAAAGAAGGCUUGUAUACAUUUCGUAGGCUUGAAAGAAAGGACGUUUUCAACACAUAAAGACUUAUGAUAAAUGCGUUUCUCACCCAAAACCCUGUGAUUUAACUACUAUAGGCCACCGAAUAAGACAUUAAAGUAUUGUAAUCAAUAGAAAUCUUGUAAGUAUUAUGAGUAUUUAUAUUUUAGUGAUCGAAUCAUAGCUGAGAACCUUUCAUUUGGUGCCUUUCAAGGAGAAAAUCUAGUUUCUGCUUGUUUAACUUGUGAUUUAAAGACUGAUAUGUAGGAAGAUGGAGUAUAGCCAACUCCAGUGGCUUCAGAAAUAAUUGGAAUUAUUGAUAUAUUAUUAGGUAAGUAUGUAGCAUCAAAAGAGAGAGACUAUAAAGAAGUCGCUUAUCUAAAUCAUUUGGGAACACAUUCAGAUUACAUAAGAUAAUCAUUAGCUGUUGUGUGUGCUUAUUUAUCAAUAGAAGAAUGUAAAAAGCAAGGAUUUCAAUAACUUCUCACAGAAUCUUGGCAUUAGGGAACUUAUCGUACCUUUAACAAGAUAUUUAAAAAUUUUGAUGUAAUAAAGGAAAUUCAUGAACUAAGAGAAUCAAAAGUUAAUCUCAUUUCAUUGGUUGGUUCAUUGAAUUGA